AUGUCUAUGAGACCACAGGAUGUUCCAGAAAUGACCCUGGAUUAUCAACCGGAAAAUCUUCCAAAAAACAAGAAAUCAAAGAUUUUGCCCAACGAGUCUGAUGAAGGUAGCACAGCAGAGUCUUCUGAGUCAGAGAUCGACGAAACUCAACCAAAGAGCCACCACCAGAACGCUAAGCGCAAAGACCAUGUUAAACACAAGGGAAAAGGCAAGCGUAUGUCUCUGGACAGCGAAGGUGAAGACAGCGAGGACAGUGAGGACAGUGAGGUCGAAGACGACGAGUCUUCUCUGGUGAACUUCAACGCUUCAAGCAAGACCCAACGCCGGAACACCAAACAAAAGGCCACGAAGCGCAACAGACACAGCAGACAAAACAGACACAAAAAGAGCUCUACAAGUCAUGCAGCGAGAAAAGGAAGAGACAGUUCUUUCUACACAGGCAACAAGCCCUCAUCCUCCCGCGCACGCUACCAGAACGUCGACCACAACCGGGGUGUGAAGCGUGGCAGAAAGCAAAACGUGUACCAGGAUGACUCGACUGAAGAAAGUGCCGACGAGUCAUCCAGCGCAGAGAUGGACGCCGCUUCUUCCCGCACAAACCAUGGCAAAGUCAAGCGCAAGCGACUCGGAGACCCCAAUGAAGUGGCUGAUAGUACUUCGGACAACGAGAGUGACAUGGAGGAAGAAGUCAAACGUCGACUUACUCGAGCAUGUGCCAAGUCCGCUUCGGUCAAGAACAAGUCCCAGACUGCGAAUGACAAGAAACUCGACAAGACCAAAGAGCUCGCCGACUCACCGGAUAAAGACCUUGUUAGGAAUGCUUUGGGUGGUCUUACUUUGGGAGGGGAUGCGGAUGCACCGAAGACAGAUGGCCGAGCUCCGCGAGGACAUGCUAAAUCUACUCAUGUCAAGAUGCCUGUCAAGACUAAAUCCCAGAGUGGGAAUCGCAAGAAGGUUGACAAGACCAAUGAACUGGCUGAGUCACUGGAUAAGGAUCUCGUUGGGGGAGCUAUGGAUGGUUCUACUUCGGAGGGGGAUGCACCGAAGACGAAUGGCCGCGCCACGAAGACCACGAAAGAAAAGCACGAUGAAAGGGCUGGCUCCAUGCAUGAGGAGAAUGAGGAAUCCGAGCGCGAUGAAGCUGAUGUCUGA
This is a messenger RNA of Penicillium verrucosum, 1152 nucleotides long. RefSeq lists its product as uncharacterized. The transcript has a single exon. Bases 1 to 1152 code for a protein of 383 amino acids. The record is from RefSeq and is a predicted model, not a curated record. Lineage: Eukaryota; Fungi; Ascomycota; Eurotiomycetes; Eurotiales; Aspergillaceae.